Eufriesea mexicana is the source of this 1248-nucleotide messenger RNA. RefSeq names its product C1GALT1-specific chaperone 1-like protein. Gene Ontology annotation, molecular function: N-acetylgalactosaminide beta-1,3-galactosyltransferase activity. The transcript is spliced from 3 exons. The coding region runs from base 1 to 1248 and encodes 415 amino acids. NCBI's taxonomy places the organism in Eukaryota, Metazoa, Arthropoda, Insecta, Hymenoptera, Apidae. The record is from RefSeq and is a predicted model, not a curated record. Gene Ontology annotation, cellular component: membrane.
AUGUAUCUGUACCGUUUUAAGUUGCAAUCUGUAUUUUUAACUGGAUUUGGGAUUGGUUUUUUUCUUGCAUUACUCCUGUUUGCUACUCAAAAUCUAUUUAAUAAUAUUCCUUUAUGUCAAAAAUCCACAUUAAAUUUAUAUUCUGUAAGUGGAAGUACAGUUUUUAAAUUGUUUGUGACUGACACAUGGACAAAUAAAGAGACUGUCUUUCAAAGCUGGAAGAAAUCAACAAAUAUAACAUAUAGAAAAUGGUUAAAUAAUAGACACCUGAAAUUAAAUAAUAUUGAUAUGGAUAGUUAUCUUUAUGGAUCUGAAAAGAAGGAAGAGUUGGAAGCUAAUUGGUUAAAAUCACACAUUCAUAUUACAUGCGUAGUGUUUGUGAAGAAAGUUAAAUUAGCUAGAUCUAUUCAGGAUACUUGGGGAAGACAUUGUAAUAGAAUAUACUUUUUUGGUCAAGUAAAAGACUUCAAAGUCCCUAUUAUAAAUUUUGAGAUAAAAUUAGUAUCUUCAUGGCAACUUUUAUGUGAAGCUAUUAAUUAUAUUUGGAGAAGUAACAAAGCUUUAGAGUGGAUUAUCUUUGUACAAGACGACACAUUGGUGAUUCUUGAAAAUCUACGUUAUAUGCUCAGCCCAUUAAAUCAUACUCAAGAUCACUAUUUGGGUCAUGCAGUCAUUUUAUGGGGUCAACCUUAUAAUAUUGCUGAUGCAGGAUAUGUAAUUAGUAUAGGAGUUCUUAGAAAGUUAAUUAAAAUGUUUGAUAAUUCAGAGAAAUGUAUAACCAGUGGUAGAUAUUGGAAACAGGAAGAUUAUUAUCUUGCUAAGCAUUUAGCCUCUAUGGGAAUUUAUCCUUCUGAUACAAGAGAUCAGUACCUAAGAGGUACUUUCCAUGGAUAUCCUUUACAGUCUUUACUAUGGGGUAUUGUUAAAACUGGUGCUUAUUGGACUCAUGCUAUGUAUCCAACAAACGACGAAUGUUGUUCGUUUUUGUCUGUUACAUUCAAUAUAGGAGAAUCUGAAAAAAUGUACACCAUGAAUUAUUUAUUAUACAAUUUUCAUGUCUUAAAGAGAAAAGCUAUUUUUGGAAGUAAGAAAGCUGCAACAGACAUACCUGAUGAGGAUGUGUGGAAAGUUGCAUUAAAAGAAGAGUUUAAUAUUACGCAUUUAAAUAACAUUUCAAGCGAAUUUUAUUACGAAAUAUGGCACUCAAAAUAUUCUGAACCAGAACAAUUAAUUAGCAAGAAUUAUUGA